AGAGAGAGAGAGAGAGAGAGAGAGAGUCCCACUAUCCCUCCAUCCGUCUUACCCUCAUCCAGUGGUGUGUUCAAGCUCCAGUCCUGCAUGUGGUUUGGUUUUGAAUCCAUGCAGAUUUGAGGUCAGUAAAUCUAGAGUUGCAGCAGGAUUUCUUUGGGGGGAACGUGUGUCCGUACUGCCCUGGGAAUAUCACACUGCUUCGUACAAGGACUGACGUUGCAUGAUCUUACCGGGACCCCCUGAGUCUUUUGCCAGCCUCCUUCUGUCAUGGAUUCCUGUUGAGGGAGCGCAGAGGAGAGAAGCGGACGAUGGGAGCAGCAGAAAUAGGAUUAAGGAGCGUGGAGUGGGACGUGUAGGAAUAUGGCUGGACUCCGUUGUGACUCCCGGGGCGCAGAAGUGACCUUUGACACUGGAGACAAACCUUUUCGAGACUUCUUUGUAUGCAGGGAUAACCAUCUCAGCUGACAUCGAAUCAUCAGAUAUUCAUAACCAGUCACAUUUGAACUUUCUUUCCAGACCCACAUGACUCAAGGGGAUAGUUUUAAAGCCUUGACAACCCAACAUACGUGCAGCGAGCCCACGAGUGAUGCGGAUCUCAGCAGCUGGAGGCAUGUUGCUCUGCAGCCUGUGUAAGGCCGGGGAUGGCAGCAAGUCAGACAGAAGUGGGCCGCGCAGAGGGACCCUGAGGAUUAUCCUCUUCAGUACACUGUGCCUGAUGGUUGAAGCCCAAAUGAAGAUCUCACCCGAAACGGUGCAGCAGUGGGCAGUGUCCUUUGGCAAAGAGAUCGCUGCUCUGUCUGCUCGGUACUCUGGAGCUAAACUUCUGCAGAAGAAAUUCAAGGAUAUUGAGGGCGUGGUGAAGAUGGAGGAGGUGAACGGAGAAGAGCUGGUGAAAAGGUUUGCAGAGGAGAUGGAGGAGAUGCUCGGCAGGAAGAUGAAGUCUGUGAAGAGACUGGCAGAAGCAGCAGAGGAUGCUGAUUUGUACCAUGAGUACAACGAAACAUUGGAGUUUGAUUAUUACAACUCCAUGCUAAUCAACACUGUGGACGAGGACGGGAACCCGAUGCCUCUUGGAGGAGAUUUCCUCCUGGAGCCGAAUGAACACUUCAAUAAACUGCCAGUCAACACACAACAGAGUAACAUACAAGUCCCCACUAAUGUCUACAAUAGAGAUCCAGAUAUUCUGAAUGGAGUCUAUAUGUCUGAGGCGCUGAAUGAUGUGUUCAUUGACAACUUCCAGAAAGAUCCAACUCUCACCUGGCAGUACUUUGGCAGCUCUACGGGUUUUUUCAGGCUGUAUCCAGGGAUUCAGUGGAUUCCAGAUGAAAAUGGUGUCGUGACCUUUGACUGCAGAAACAGAAAUUGGUACAUCCAAGCAGCUACGUCUCCUAAAGAUGUGAUCAUCGUGGUGGAUGUUAGUGGCAGCAUGAAAGGACUCAGACUGACCAUCGCUAAACACACCAUCAAUACAAUCCUGGACACACUGGGAGAAAAUGACUUUGUUAACAUCAUAGCUUACAGUGACUAUGUCAGAUAUGUGGAGCCCUGCUUCAAGGGCACGCUGGUACAGGCUGAUCUGGAUAACAGAGAGCAUUUCAAGCUCUUGAUUGAUGGGCUUCAUGUGAAAGGGGAGGGCAAAGUGAAAAACGCAAUGAAAGAAUCUUUCAGGAUCCUUAAUGAGGCCACAACGCAGGGCCAGGGUAGCCUGUGUAAUCAAGCCAUCAUGCUGAUAACGGAUGGGGCUAUGGAGGACUUCCAGGAAGUCUUUGAGGAGUUCAACUGGCCAGAGCGACGGGUUCGAGUGUUCACCUAUCUAAUCGGACGAGAAGUGACAUUUGCAGAAAAUGUCAAAUGGAUUGCCUGCAACAACAAGGGUUAUUACACACACAUCUCCACACUGGCUGAUGUCCAGGAAAAUGUUAUGGAGUACCUCCAUGUUCUCAGCCGGCCUAUGGUCAUCAAUCAUGAUCACGACAUCAUAUGGACUGAGGCUUACAUGGACAGUGUGCUAUUUAACACGCAGGCCCAAAGCCUGCUUCUGAUGACCUCCGUAGCCAUGCCUGUAUUCAGCAAGAAGAAGGAGACAUUGUCACAUGGGAUUUUGUUGGGAGUGGUGGGAACUGACGUGGCCCUAAGAGAACUGAUGAGAUUAGCUCCACGGUACAAGCUGGGUACCCAUGGUUACGCCUUCCUUAUCACUAACAACGGUUACAUUCUGUCUCAUCCUGACCUGCGACCUCUGUAUAAGGAGGGGAAGAAGCUAAAGCCAAAACCUAACUACAACAGCGUUGAUCUGUCUGAGGUGGAAUGGGAGGACACAGAGGAGGAACUGAGGACAGCCAUGGUUAAAGGAGACACUGGGAUGUUAUCUUUAGAUGUGAGGACUUCAGUGGAUAAAGGAAGGAGAGUGAUGUUCCUAAAGAACGAUUACUUCUACACUGUCAUCAAUGAGACACCAUUCAGUUUAGGUAUAGUGUUGACGAGAGGAUUUGGGCAAUAUAUUUUCAUCGGGAAUGUCUCUGUUGAGGAGGGUCUUCAUGACUUACUGGCUCCAGAUCUUACCAUUGCAAGCGAGUGGACGUACUGCGAAACAGACAUCGACCCUGCCCACCGCAAGCUGAGCCAGCUGCAAGCAGUGGUGCAAUACCUCACUGGUAAAGAACCAGACCUGGAGUGUGAUGUGCCGUUGUUGCAACAGACUCUAUUUGAUGCGGUGGUCACAGCUCCUAUGGAGGCUUACUGGACUGCUCUUAUGCUCAACACAUCUGGUAUGGAUAGGGGCAUUGAAACUGCGUUCUUGGGAACCCGUUCAGGUUUGAUGAGAUUCCAGAGGUACACUGGCAUUGAGAGAAGAGUUGCCAAGUCAUUCCUGACCUCCACAGACAAGGAGAAUAUGUUCACAUUGGACCAUUUUCCACUGUGGUACCGCAGAGCAGCCGAGCACCCAGCUGGACAGUUUUUAUACUACAUGCCCAGACAGGACACUAAAGAUGGACUGAGGAGCUAUGAGCCUGACUAUAGCCCCACGUUGAGUGCAGAGAAGGUGGAGUACCACACUGAGGAGGGGGGGAGAAAACGGAGGGAGGCGGAGGAGGGGGAAGAGGCAGGGAGGAUCGUGAUCUCUGCCACUGCUGUCACUGUUACGGUGGGCAAGAAAACUGCCAUCGCUGGAGCCAUUGGUGUCCAGAUGACUCUGGAGAUGAUUGAGUCCAGGUUCUGGACUAUCGGGGCACAGUGCUCCGGUGUAGAGGGAGUUUGUCCUCUUCGCUGUGACAGCUUGGAUAUCGAGUGCUACGUGAUUGACAAUAAUGGCUUUGUCCUAAUUUCGGAGCAGCGAACUAAUGCUGGGAGGUUCUUCGGUGAGAUUGAUGGAUCUGUCAUGACUACGAUGAUCAGAAUGGGCAUGUUCAAAAGGGUAUCCCUGUUCGAUUACCAGGCCAUGUGUAAGAUGCACUCGCACUCCGUCAGCAACGCUCGUCCACUCCUCAGCCCAUUCUACGGUUUGGCUUCAGCCCUCAAGUGGUUCCUGUCCAACUUCCUGCUGUUCCUCCUAGAGUUUAAUAUCUGCAGUUUCUGGCACGCGGAGCAUUUUGCAGAUGCCAAGCCAUCAUUCAGUGUGUCCUCUGCUCAUAAGAAAAAAGGGGACAUCCUGCAGCCGUGUGACACAGAGUACCCCAGCUUCAUUUACGAGCCGUCAGUCAAAGAGACGAACAGCAUUAUUAAGUGUGGACGCUGCCAGAAGAUGUUUGUAGUGCAGCAGAUACCAGAGAGCAAUCUGCUGAUGCUGGUAGUGCAAGCAGACUGUGACUGCUCCAGACAGCACCCCCCGAUCACCAUGGAGCCCAAAGAAGUCAAAUAUAAUGCAUCAGUAAAGUGUGACAGGAUGAGGUCACAAAAGAUUCGCCGACGCCCUCAGUCCUGCCACUCUUACCAUCCACAGGAAAAUGCUGAUGACUGCGGAGGAGCUUCCUUCAUGUCUCUUUCAGCACCUCUCUUCUUCAUCUGUGUCAUAUUCUCCACACUCGUCUCCUGAUGACUUGACUGCUUCACCCAUUCUCACAUGAAUGAAGAGACUGGAAUAAAGCAAAAAAUGUAUAAGGAAACCUCAGGAGUUUUUUUUUCUUUUAAAUCUGACAAAUUUUAACCAUUUUUUUCAUUAUGAAAUCUCAACCCAGUCUCUCAUGAGCAUUUGAUGUGGUUUUUGAGCAUUCAUUUAUGAACCGCUGGACAUGGUCUCAAUUAAAAACUAGAAAGAGUGAAAGCGGACUGUUGCCAUGGAUACUUUUUUAUUAGUUCACACAUCCCUUUGCAUCUCAAAAUUAAAAUGCAUUGAAGGGCUGCCUAGUGGUGGCUUUGAUGUACAUUGAUAUAAAAGGCAUUAUAGGUCACUGAAUGCAACUCAACAAAGCUGCUUCUCCUUCCUGUUGUUACAUUGAGCUAAGCUUCAUAGACACACAUGCAUAUUGUAUAUGUGGCUGCGAGCAUGCACACCUGUACUCAAACACUCCCCGCUUUAUCAUGCACAGAGUUUUAGCUCCUAACACUCUAAAGCUGAAGACAAGCCACUGACGUUUUAAAGGUAGGAGCCAUUGCACACAAAAUAUAAUCACAAUGAGGUUCUAUAGAAUUUAAACAAAUAGAAAUUCUGAAGAAUGGCAAUUGUCAACUGUUCCAGGACCUCACUGUUUGAACCCAGAUUUGUUAUUGUAACAGUUCUUUAAAAGAUGUUUGUCUACCUUUCUGUUUGUCUUUGUGUUUGUGCAUACUAUUAGAGUUAUGUUUUCUGCUUGUCUGGGCAUGUGGAAACCAAAAUGCUCAGGUCUAGAAUCAGCAUGGAUAAAACAAUGAUAGAUUAAAGUUAUAAAAUGUGUCUGCUAACAGUAUGAAAAUGCAUAUACAUGACCACUAACAAGUGUUUGCACUUACUGUAAAUGUUUGAGGGCCUAAAGCAUUUAAUUGUAAAUCAGUUUUAAUUUAUUUCCAAGGCACUUUUUCAAACACCUUUCUGGGGCCAUAAAAAACCACGAUGUCAUGAUAAAAGAAGGAAAGCACUAAAGAUAAAGAAAUGUAGUAAUACUUUCAUUGUUAAACAUGUGUCAUGUUGAGGAUUAUGUAAUUCCACUGUAAAUGAAGAGUGUAAAUCUAAUUGCAUAAGGUAUUUUUGUAUACAUUUGCUUGUGCAUUUUAUAUUUGAAUUGUUUUAGUCAGUUAUCUUUUUUUUCUAAACACACUUUCAUAAUCUUACACAGCAUGUUUUAAGUUAAACUAAUACUGAUGACAAAAUUGCCUCAAGUUUUGCCUUUUUAUGAAGUAAAAAUCCACUGUUAUCUGGUGCACAUCACUGCAGUAUGUUCUUUCUGGAGUCAUUCACUUCAUUUGAUUAUUGCAUUUUGUUUUUGAUUCCACUUUUGCAAUACAAUGUUCUGUAUGUUGUGGGAUUUCAAUAUUCACGUUGUUUGUUGACUGACUAAAGCCAUGAUUUGUACAAGGUAAAAUUAAAUUAUAUGGAUUUUUUUA
Molecule: messenger RNA, 5517 nt
Organism: Betta splendens (Siamese fighting fish)
Lineage: Eukaryota; Metazoa; Chordata; Actinopteri; Anabantiformes; Osphronemidae
Gene: cacna2d4a
Product: calcium channel, voltage-dependent, alpha 2/delta subunit 4a
Exons: 40
Coding region: 587-4033 (1148 amino acids)
Cellular component (GO): voltage-gated calcium channel complex
Molecular function (GO): voltage-gated calcium channel activity
Source: RefSeq, a predicted model, not a curated record